AUGGGUUGCUCGCCAUACUUCGCAGCGACCGGAACCCAUCCCCUCCUUCCCCUCGACAUCGCCGAAGCCACCUAUCUUCUACCACCACCGACCACGGCCCUCAGCACCACCGACCUCAUUGCUCGACGUGCCAUCGCUUUGCAGAAACGACGAUCGGACCUCGCCCACCUUCGCAGCUCAGUAGUCGGCGCCCGUGUCCAGGCCGCCAUCCGAUUCGAACAACAGCAUUUGGCCACACUUCGCGACUUCAAUUUCCACCGAGGCUCGCUUGUCCUGAUGCGCAACACAGCCAUAGAAAAGGCGCUCAAUCGGAAGAUGCGUCCACGUUAUUUAGGACCUUUGCUAGUAAUUUCUAGGAAUCGGGGAGGAGCGUAUAUUUUGGCCGAACUCGAUGGAUCGGUCUUUGAUCGGCCAGUUGCAGCAUUCCGCGUUAUUCCUUAUUUUGCUCGCAGGUCUCUGAAGCUCGCCGACCUUGAAGCCCUCCUCGACAUCUCGCAGGAACGCCUUCGGGCCAUGGAAGAUUCCCGCUCGAGCGACGACGACGCCGAAGACGAUAGUGCCGAUGAAGAUACCGACACCAGCUCAGUCCGAUCGGCGGAGGACGACGACGCGGCUUCGGCGACCUCCGACUAG
This is a messenger RNA of Heterobasidion irregulare TC 32-1, 633 nucleotides long. RefSeq lists its product as uncharacterized. Bases 1 to 633 code for a protein of 210 amino acids. NCBI's taxonomy places the organism in Eukaryota, Fungi, Basidiomycota, Agaricomycetes, Russulales, Bondarzewiaceae. The transcript has a single exon. The record is from RefSeq and is a predicted model, not a curated record.